Messenger RNA from Gossypium raimondii (Peruvian cotton), 2133 nucleotides. RefSeq names its product B3 domain-containing transcription factor VRN1. The coding region runs from base 117 to 1844 and encodes 575 amino acids. Gene Ontology annotation, molecular function: DNA binding. The record is from RefSeq and is a predicted model, not a curated record. NCBI's taxonomy places the organism in Eukaryota, Viridiplantae, Streptophyta, Magnoliopsida, Malvales, Malvaceae. The transcript is spliced from 5 exons.
UUUUAGACAAUUAUUUGCAGAAACUCUCAUAGUAUAGUAACCCAUUCAGCAGUCCCUGGAAACUAUCAACCCGUAUUUCGAGUUAUUACUUAUUACUUCCUUUUAUCUGUUCAAGCAUGGCAUCUUCUUCAUACCGGCAAGGCAAUGACCAUUUAAAGUUUAUAAGCAACUCACCUCACUUUUUCAAAAUAAUUCUCCAAGACACUAUCCAGAAUGGAAAACUUGGCGUUCCCAGAAAAUUUGUGAAAAAUCAGGGAAAUAGCAUGUCAAGCCCAGCAAUGCUGAGUGUCCCAUCUGGUGAAGUAUGGAAGGUGGAACUGACAAAAUGUAAUGGCAAAAUAUGGUUUGAAAAUGGCUGGCUAGAAUUUUCAAACCAUUACUCUCUGGACUUUGGGCAUCUUUUGGUUUUUAGAUAUGAUGGGAAUAGCAAUUUCCAUGUAGUCAUCUUUGAUAGGACUGCUACAGAGAUCCUAUAUCCAUACACCAGAUAUAAUCAUAUUCAUAGACGAUCCAAUAUUGACAAAUCCAAAGAUGAUGACUCUACACCGAACCUAGAGGACAUCUCUACAAGCAGAAAAUUGAGAGAGAAAUCACAAAUGCCAUGUCCACAGCCUUGUAAGAUGAUGCACAGUACUAAUUCAGCUAUCAAAACCGAAAUCGAGUGCGAUGGGAAGUCUGAAUUCCUAGCUCAACAAAUUAGGUAUGAAGGAUGUCCAGCUAGAAAUGGUGAUAAAAGCACUAGACAUCGUGUAAUUCAACAAUUGAAGCCUCAUGAAAAGGAUGAUGCUCUUGAGAGAGCUAGUAAAACUUUCAAAUCCGAGAACCCAUUUUUCCUGGUUGUCAUGCAACCAUCAUAUGUUGGUCUCAGUCACAGUAAAGGAUAUAGACUGGCCAUACCAGCUAACUUUGUGAGAAAACAUUUGAUGAAAGAGCUUUGUUCUAUAACCCUUUGCAACUCAAGUGGGAAAACUUGGAUUGUUACCUUCAAGAACAAUCAAAUAGGGAAAAAGCAAACUUCAUAUCUACUAACUGGUUGGGGUACUUUUGUACAUGAUAACAAUGUCCGAGUCGGUGAUGCUUGUGCCUUCGAGCUGAUAAAUAGCAUCGAAAUAUCCUUCAAUGUAGUCAUUUACCAAGGUCCACAUACAAAGUGUUAUCAGUCAUUGUCUUCAACUGAUAUCAUUCGUCCCAUGAAACGGAAGGAUCAGUCAUAUGCAAGUCCAAGCGGCUCGGAAACAUUGACUGCUCUCGAAAAAGCUAAAGCUUUUCAAGUAGCUAGUGCCUUCAAAUCUGAAUAUCCAUUUUUUAUUAGUGUAUUACAGCCAUCAUAUUCACGUAGAAUGAAUAUACCAGUGAUAUUUGCUAGGAAAUAUCUAGCAAAGAUGCACAAAGAGGCCAUACUUCUCCUUUCAAAUGGAAAAUCAUGGCCAGUAAUAUAUUGUCAGCACAAGAUUGAAAGUACAGGGGCAAAUGCAAUAUUCGGUAGUGGUUGGCGUAGGUUUUCUCAUGAUAAUAAGUUAGAAGUCGGUGAUAGUUGUGUCUUUGAACUGAUUAUGGCUGCUGAAACCUCAAUGAAAGUAACCAUUUAUAAGAAGCAGGCUGUCAAAGACUCAUCUUUGGCUGAUAAUAGUAGAGAGAAACAAGUUGAACUUCAUGAAAGCUCGGUGAUUGGAACCAAAUCUGCUUUGAUGAAUGAGAAAGAAGAUACGUCUAAUCUGCUUCUUGAUUAUAACUGCGAUGCCUCGGGAGAAACCUUGGAUGACAUUUUGAUAUCAAAUCUCAGUUCUCCAGGCAAGGCCUUAGAAGAGGCAAGUCAAAGCUAUCAAAGCUUUACAAGAGAAUGAAGCAAUCCAAGAUACCAACCAGUCAGAUCGAUGUGUUUGAUUCGCUGAAUAGUUAUGUUUUAAUGUUUUCCUUAGUCAUGACUGUAUAACAUGCUACUGAUGCUGUCUUGAUGAACAUUUCACCUCAAUAAGGUGCAAUUUUCCUGUAAAAUUAGUUUGCUAUCACUCUUGGUUCUCAUGUUCCAUUGUAGCAUUUCGUGAAUUAGGGACCGAUGUAUUCGUUGUCAGAGAGAGCACAGCUUUGGUUGCUACUGAAAUAAACACACCAAUACGGGUGUUUUCAGAUCUA